Molecule: messenger RNA, 1695 nt
Organism: Protopterus annectens (West African lungfish)
Lineage: Eukaryota; Metazoa; Chordata; Ceratodontiformes; Protopteridae
Product: zinc finger protein 85-like
Exons: 5
Coding region: 190-1077 (295 amino acids)
Biological process (GO): regulation of DNA-templated transcription
Source: RefSeq, a predicted model, not a curated record
AUUUGAUAAACUGUAGAAUUGUUUGGAGUGCGAGUUUAUCAAACUUCCCCCAUGAGUUUAUCUGCUGUUCCUGAUAACAAGAAACAUAACUUACAGCUUGUAUACCUGAAGACAGCAGUCAGUGUUGCAGACUGACCAGGACGAUAACAAUGAAACUAGAGCCACCCAGGAGAUUUCAUUGAACAGAGGAUGCCCAUGUUGAGUGUUUGGAAAGACUUUUUGAGGCAAGGGGCACCAAAAUCCUUUGAAGAUGUUGUCAUUGACUUUUCAAUGGAAGAGUGGAAGAUGUUGAGCACAAAGGAGAAGAAGCUACACCGGGAGGUGAUGAUACAGAAUUAUCUGAACAUGAUAUCAGUAGGUUUAAAAUCUGUGGAACACAAGGGGCGGGAAAGACAGAGGAAGAAACAUAAAAAAGAGAGGCAGCAGAAAGUUAACAGGCUUGAAAAACGAAGAAAAAUUCAGAGUCAACAAUCUGCUGUCAAGAACUGUGUGAAUUCAGCAAAUGGAAAGAGCUUUUCAGAAGAGAUGCAAGAACUGAAUGGAGAUAAGUACUAUAAAUGCACCAUGUGUGGCAAAAGUUAUAUACAAAGAUGUGCCUUAAAAAUACAUCUGAGAAGUCACACCGGUGAGAGGCCGUAUAAGUGUGCCACAUGUGGCAAGGGCUACACACGGAAAGGUGGCCUGACAAGACAUGAGGCAAUUCACAACAUGCAUAGUGGGGAAAAACCUUAUGAAUGUACCACUUGUAGCAAGAGAUUUACACGUAAGUUUAACCUUUCAGAGCAUGAAAAAAUACACUCUGGAGAAAAACCUUGUAAAUGCUCCACUUGUGGUAAGUGUUUUAUACGGAUGGGUUACCUUUUAAGGCACAAGAGGUCACAUACUGGAGAAAAGCCAUAUAAAUGUGACACAUGUGGAAAGAGUUAUAAACAGAAGUGUCAUCUCUCAACUCAUGAAAAAACACACAUUGGAGAGAAGCCAUAUAAAUGUAGCAAAUGUAAUGCAAGUUUUACAAGGAAGACCUACCUCAUGAAACAUGACACGAUUCACAUUGCUGCUUCUAAUAAUGCAAUAUGAAAUACCAAAACAGACAAGUAUGAGCAUAUCUUAUGGGCAAGGACAGCACCUUUGCAAGCAGAGACUGAAGUAUGAUCUUAUGAAGUUUGCGUGCUGUGACUUGGGAGUGCGAUACAUUGGGCUGCAUCACAAAAAACUCUAACAGUGCAACAAUUUAAACCUGAAAGAAGAACAUUUAAAAAAGUAAUGAUUCCAUAGGAAAUCAAGAUGCUAACUAUAAAGACAGCAGAAACAAAACAUAGAGGAAAAAAGACUAAAGCAUUGAGUAUCUGUCUAGUUACCUCGGUAACAAAAGUGUUCUGACUGAUGAGAGGUAAAAGUAUUGUAAGGUCUCUGGCUUUGCUAGCUGAAACCACUGCAGUGCUGAGCAAAGAUACUGAAAUGGAUUGAUCUGUUCAUUUGGCAUCUGGAUUUGGAGAAGAAAUAGUAUUAAACAUUAACUUUGUAAAGUAUGCUAAGUCUCAGAAACAGAUUUCACUCCUGUCACAGCCUUAAUUCUCACACCUCCCUCAAUGUUUGGAGAAACUAUGGCUACACUGAUGGUGUAGCAGGAUAAAGCCCUAAUCACUUCCCAUCCAGCCUGUGUGUGAUUAGUGGCUCGGGGGGAAUAACAGAGUG